AUGGCAUAUCACAUCCACGGUGUAUCUCAGAUGACAUAUCACAUCCUCUGUGUGUCUCAGAUGGCCACAGACUGGGGAUGUAUGGCUAGAAGUGACGUGAACGGUGAUAGCUGUGAAAACAAUUUCGUUGGGGAGGAGAGCCCAGAUUGUGGCCGCUCUAGUGACGUGAACGGUGAUAGCUGUGAAAACAAUUUCGUUGGGGAGGAGAGCCCAGAUUGUGGCCGCUCUAGUGACGUGAACGGUGAUAGCUGUAAAAACAAUUUCGUUGGGGAGGAGAGCCCAGAUUGUGGCCGCUCUAGUGACGUGAACGGUGAUAGCUGUAAAAACAAUUUCGUUGGGGAGGAGAGCCCAGAUUGUGGUCGCUCUAGUGACGUGAACGGUGAUAGAUGUGAAAACAAUUUCGUUGGGGAGGAGAGCCCAGAUUGUGUCCGCUCUAGUGACGUGAACGGUGAUAGCUGUAAAAACAAUUUCGUUGGGGAGGAGAGCCCAGAUUGUGGCCGCCCUAGUGACGUGAACGGUGAUAGCUGUGAAAACAAUUUCGUUGGGGAGGAGAGCCCAGAUUGUGGCCGCUCUAGUGACAUGAACGGUGAUAGCUGUGAAAACAAUUUCGUUGGGGAGGAGAGCCCAGAUUGUGGCCGCUCUAGUGACGUGACGGUGAUAGCUGUGAAAACAAUUUCUGACGUGAACGGUGAUAGCUGUAAAAACAAUUUCGUUGGGGAGGAGAGCCCAGAUUGUGGCCGCUCUAGUGACGUGAACGGUGAUAGCUGUAAAAACAAUUUCGUUGGGGAGGAGAGCCCAGAUUGUGGCCGCUCUAGUGACGUGAACGGUGAUAGACGUGAAAACAAUUUCGUUGGGGAGGAGAGCCCAGAUUGUGUCCGCUCUAGUGACGUGAACGGUGAUAGCUGUAAAAACAAUUUCGUUGGGGAGGAGAGCCCAGAUUGUGGCCGCCCUAGUGACAAGAACGGUGAUAGCUGUGAAAACAAUCUCGUUGGGGAGGAGAGCCCAGAUUGUGUCCGCUCUAGUGACGUGAACGGUGAUAGCUGUAAAAACCAUUUCGUUGGGGAGGAGAGUCCAGAUUGUGGCCGCUCUAGUGACGUGAACGGUGAUAGCUGUGAAAACAAUCUCGUUGGGGAGGAGAGCCCAGAUUGUGGUCGCUCUAGUGACAUGAACGGUGAUAGCUGUGAAAACAAUUUCGUUGGGGAGGAGAGCCCAGAUUGUGGUCGCAAAGCUGCACGGUCCGGCUUUCCCAUUGUGUUCAUUGAUAGCGACAUUGGCGAAUUGUGGUCGCUAAGAUGCAUGGUCCAUCUCUCUCAGUAUGUUUAA
Messenger RNA from Liolophura sinensis, 1323 nucleotides. RefSeq names its product neurogenic locus notch homolog protein 1-like. The transcript is spliced from 4 exons. The record is from RefSeq and is a predicted model, not a curated record. Bases 1 to 1323 code for a protein of 440 amino acids. Lineage: Eukaryota; Metazoa; Mollusca; Polyplacophora; Chitonida; Chitonidae.